Cladocopium goreaui is the source of this 1123-nucleotide messenger RNA. The record is from the annotation of a GenBank genome assembly. Lineage: Eukaryota; Dinophyceae; Suessiales; Symbiodiniaceae.
CAAGCCCUGCGAAUGUUUGGCCUUUUUCGGUGAGCCUCUUGUCUCACCCCUAAGAUGUGGAGGAUUCUGGUGAUCUGGCAGUUGGAGCUGUUGGUUUCUGCGGUAGAUCUCUUUCACGAGAGGCUGGAGGUGAAUUCUGCGGGGAGCACGGUGCCAAUCUCCCGGCCAGUCUUCCAAAAUUAUAUGCGCCGAGCGCACGAUGAGCAUCGUGAUGUGACGGCUGAAGCGAGCGACACUGAUCAGUUCAGGCUGCGCUUGGUAGCUGAUUCUGAGAGCCGCACAACGGAUUUGGCCAUCGCCACGCACUUCUGUGAUGCCACAUGGGCACCAGGUGCUCUGGCACUGGCGGCUUCAUUGAAGAAAGCCGGCAGCAAGCACAAUUUGGUGGUGAUGAUCACCAGUGAUCUUAGCAAUCGCUACCAGCGUUUGCUUGCUCACGUCUUUGACAAGGUCUAUGUGGAAGAGCCUGUGACACCACAUGCGUCCAUCACUCGCGCUGGAGCAGAUUGCGUGACGCUGCAAUUGAGAUCAUGGCAAUUGCCAUAUAAAAAGGUCUUGUACAUGGAUGCAGAUAUGAUUGCUCUGAAGAGUCACGACUCCGUGCUGGAGGAUUACGCAGAGCUCUCAGCCCGAAAAGACGCCGGCCUGGCAGCGCAGUUCAAUGGUGGCAUGUUUAUCAUUGAGCCAGCGGAGUCCAAGUUUCAAAAACUACGACGCUUGCUGAGACAAGCGCCACAGAAUGCUGGUUUUGGUGGCAUCCAGUCCUUUCUGAACCAAGCCUUUCCAGCCUGCGAGCGAGAAGAUGAUGAGGAUGUAGGAUGUUGGAAAAGCGAGCUGCCGGACGCCUACAACAAAUUUACCCGGAACGUUGAUGCCGUUGAGCUCCAGGCGGAGAAAUAUGCCAGUUUGCACUUCAGUGGCGACUGGGGAGCCAUGCGCAAGCCUUGGAUGUCUGGCUGUUUACAGUCCUCUGACUCUGUGACGCACAGCACAGACUCCACACUGCAAAGUAAGCUGCUGGGUCUUUGGAUGGAUGCAUUCCACUAUGUCUCAGUUCCUCCAGAUUUGGCAGACCUCUUGCACACAGAUUGUCCCGCUGAAGGUCCAUGAGUCUUAAAGGAGG